This is a messenger RNA of Sapajus apella (tufted capuchin), 10523 nucleotides long. RefSeq names its product N-deacetylase and N-sulfotransferase 3 (gene NDST3). Gene Ontology annotation, molecular function: heparan sulfate N-sulfotransferase activity; deacetylase activity. The record is from RefSeq and is a predicted model, not a curated record. The coding region runs from base 8166 to 9959 and encodes 597 amino acids. Lineage: Eukaryota; Metazoa; Chordata; Mammalia; Primates; Cebidae. The transcript is spliced from 13 exons. Gene Ontology annotation, cellular component: Golgi apparatus.
UUACAUGGCCAGAAAAGGAGGGAGAGAGAGGUGAGGGGAGGUGCUACAUACUUUUAAACAACUAGAUCUUGUGAGAACUCACCCACAAUCACCAGAACAGCAAGCAGGAAAUCCACCCCGCAUGAUUCAGUAGCCUCCCACCAGGACCCUCCUUCAACACUGGGGAUUAUAAUUCAACAUGAGAUUUGGGCAGGGACACAAAUCCAAACCAUAUCCAGUACCAUGAAUUAUUUUAAAAUACCACUGAUGCUUUUUCCUCACAAAAGUGGAUUACAAUUUAAUAGUGUUUUCAAUACAUGAGUUUUUACAGUUAAUAUGGACUUAAUAACUUGAAUACAUAAUAGCAAAAUUGCAGUUUUCUUGCAAAGAAUUCCCUAAAAUCCUUUAAGUAAACGGAAAUUCAAUCUUUAGUAAAUUUAUUUGAUCUAUGUGUACCUCAGUUUCCUCACCUGUAUAAUGAAAAAUAAAUAUAAUACUUAAUUCAAUGGAUUGUUGAGUAGAUUAAAUGAGAUAGUCCAUGUAGAAUGCUUAGCACAGAGCCUGGUAUUCAAUAAGUGUUCAUUUCUCCAUAAAUGUUAGUUUUAAUUAGAAUUAACUAUAAGUACUGUUUGAUGAGAGGUACUUAAAAUACCCCCUUCACUAAAGCACCACCAUUAAGCCCUCUUCCAAAUGUACCUUGGGAGUGCUGGUUUGCCUUUUGUUGCUAUAGAGCCAUUCAUCAGGAAAGUGUAGAGAUACAAGGAGGUAACAUUUUUGAAGAUUUAUUAUGUGUUUUUAGUUGAUUAUCUGACCUAGUGCUUCCAGGUAUUAUUUCAUUCAUUCAUAAUAGCAUUCUCAUAAAGAAGGCAUUAUUUUAUAGAUGAGCAAACUGAGAUUCAGACAUUACUGAAGGUCACACCCUUUGUAAUGGAAAAGCAGGAGUCAAACCCAGUCUCACUCUAGUCUGACUCUGUGCCUUUACAGUUUUUAACCAUUCAGUCUUAUUUGCCUAAACAAUCUUUCUAUCUUUUGGGACUUGCUAUGCCUUUGUGACAGAAAAUCCUCUCUACUCUCUAGACUCCAUUGCCAAUGAGAACAAUAGGUUCACAGCAGGAAGAGAGAUUAUGCAUCCACCUAUAUUCUUCUAAAAAUGAUAUCCAUCUCUUCAUAUUUGGCCUUUUUUGAAGAAAUGACAAUUUGUAGGUCAGAGAACACAAAGUAGUAGAUAUGUAGCAUGAACAAGUCUAAAGAUCUGAUGUACCACAUGAGAAAUAUAGCUGAUAAAAUUGUACCAUAUUUGGGAUUCCUGCUAAAUGAGGUUCUAACUACUCUUACCAUAAAAACAAAAAAUUCAUGGGUAACUAUGUGAGAUGAUUGAUAUGUUAAUUUGCUUCACUUAUAGUAAUCAUUUUACUAUCCAUAUGUAUCCCAUAACAUCAUUUUUUAACCUUAAUUAUACCCGAUAAAAUUUAUUUUUUAAAUAAUAGUAUCUAUGAUGUAUUAGGCUUAAGAAACUUAUGGCCCAAAAGCCACUUUUUGUACUAAAGCCUAUUGCUGGAUUCAUAGGCUUAGUCAACAUGUUUUUCUCACUCUUUUUGAAAAUAUCUGAUUCCCAGCUCAGUGCUUCUGAAAUCUGUCUCAGGAACUUUAAUGACAAUGUGACAUCUUUGAGAAAUGCAAGCAUGACCUCUGUUCCAUCGUAUGUUGGUUUUACAAAGGGCAUUACAUUAAACAGAAAAUACUAAGUGAUAAUAAGCCUGCAAUAAUAACAAAAUCCUCAUUCAGGAAAAUGAAAGGACUUGUAUUUUACUUUUAGAGACAGACUCUUUCUAUUAUACUAACACAAAUAAAGGUAAAAGACACGCCUUUUUAAGUUAGUUCCAUAGGAAUUAUAUUUCUUACCAACUCUGCCCAAAAGCCAAUUAAUUAAACAUUAUUUAAAAACAACUGGAAUGAAAACCCAUAUCGGGAAAUAAUCUUAACAUUAAAUCAAGUAUGUGGAAUUAAGAUUUUGUAUCUCCCGAAAUCUUUAUUGACAGUAGCAGACCAUAUCAAAAGUCUUCUAAAAUAAUGCUUUUAGCUCUCUAAAAAAAUGUUCCACAUCAAGAAACUUUUAAAAUAAAGUAAAAUAAAUGCCUAGUAGAAGAAUUCAUACAAUAGUCCCAGAACUGCCUGAAGACAUUUAGAAUUCAUAUACAAUCUUUACACAGAUACUAGAGAAAAAAAGUACUAAUAGAAAUUGUUCCGGUUUGUAAUUGCAAGUAUAAUCACGAAGUUCCUGAAAAUAAUAGAUGUUAUAAUAUUGCACAAGCCAAUCAAUGAACAUAAUAUGCAGAAUGAUAAGUGGUGAAAAAAAUGUUGCAAUCUUUUGUUGAUAACAUUGUUGAAUUCAAACUCCAACCCUUGCUCAAGUUAAACAUUCUUGUGCAUCUCUUUGGGUUAGGUGGGGGUUUGUUAUUGUUGUUUGUUUGUUUGUUUUUUGUUUGCUUUGCCCUCUUUAAAUUUUUUAGGAAAAAAACACAACAGAUAAAUCACAUGGUCUCAUGAGAAAACCAGAAUACAAAGCCAUGAAAUGAAGAUUUUCACUCUGUCAACCUGUUUAGCUUUCCCUGGGAGCUCAAUCACGGCAUUGGCUUUUAUGUGUUCCACUGAGCAUUUACAGAGAACAUCAGCAAUUAUGGACUGCUGCCUAGCUACAUGGCCAUGUUGUUACUUUACAUUCAUCUGGAAUCCUCUAUUCUCUCAAUAGACAUUUUUAUUCUGCUCCAUAUGACUACCAUUGUAAGAAAGCUUUGUUAUUUUACUUGAAUGUGGCAGUGAGUAGGCUCUUUAUAUUUUCAGGAACAUACUCCUCCCCUGUGGCUGUAUCUGAAAAUUAGGUGACUCUCAUAGCUUUUUCAAACCCAUACCUCUUCUGUCCCUGUCAUGCAAUGUAAUUACUUAUAUUUCAAUUUUAGCAUCUUGCAAACAAGUCUCAUUCCUGGACCUUGUUUAAACUUUGGGCUGUUUUUAAUUCAUGAAUCAUUUUGGAAACUUUUAUUUGCAUUGAGUUAUAAAAGGUAAACUAAAACUCAAGCAAUGUAGUAAAAUCUUUUCAAAGUUUGUCUUUCAUUUAUUGAUACGAUACAGAUCCUUUCAUGUGCAUCUCCCUAGAAAUCUUCAAUUUGAUCCAUUUUUUUCAGUACCCCUAACAUCUUAAAACUUAGUCAUUCAGACACCACCCACCCGCCCUCUGACACCUUCUUCCUGAUUGAAAGAGGCAUUUAUGCAUAUGAGUCACCUCCUGCCAGCUUCACAGGAAUUACAUAAAAGCAAUCUGCCAACCAUCUUGGCCUAAGGACAAAAAAUCACAUUUAGUGUCAAAGUAAAAGUCAUUCUUGCUUAUUGGAAAAUCACAAUAGAGCACUUUAGGACUUUAACUGACAGGACAUCAGGCCUUAAUCUACACUCUAUACUACAAAUGAGGGAACUCAUAAAUGCUACGCUUUUACUUUCAUCAGUUUGGAUAAGCUUCUUGGCCUAAUAAUCCUAAAUCCAUUUUAAAUGCUUUUUUGUAGUAGAAAAUGAAAGGCUAAUUCAUAUUCAGGAAAGAUUAUACAUAUAUUAAGGGAGAGAAUGUGGACUAAGAAAUAAACAUAAUAUUAGCAAAACACGUUAUCUUUCCAUGCUAAUACAAAAAUAUUCAUGCAGAAAGUUAUUUAAAAAGCAGUGCUUAUGGCAGGAAAGGUGAUUUUAUGGUCUAAGAAAAAUGAAUGGAAAGACUUGCCUAGAUAAAUUGUUAUACCUAGAAAUAUUGGUCAGGAUAUUUUUAGUUUUUUUGUUUCUAGACAAGACAGCUUAGACCAUAUGGAAAUAUGGGCUUAAAUCUCCCAUUUAACCUUUUAUUUAUUGUGUGCGUUUAAGCAAAUCUUUAAACAUACUUGAGCUUCAGUUUCCUUAAAUGUAAAGUGGUGAAAUCACCCAUGCCGUCUCUCUCGAGUUGUUUUAAAGAUCAAAUACGAUGGUAUGUAAAAGCACAAUGUAGCUUUAUGUUUGUCUAAUUGCUGAUAAUUCUGAAAAAGCUUUUACAUAUCAUCUCAUUUUACAUACCAUCUCAUGGCUACUGUUUUUGCAAGAUCCCUAGGAAGGUAGGGAAACCCUUAACUCUUUCUAGCUGAUAAAGAGAAUCCUGGAAGAUCCCCUGUAUUCGGUAUCCCUUCCCUUCCCCACAGCCCUUCCACCUACACAUACAUAGAUUCAUGGAACCUCAAAGAAAAUCCCAUUGUGUUUCUCAGACCCACAUUUCUCUCAGCUGUGAAUAUCUCUGAUCAGUUACAGAAUAUCCUAGGAACUGGGGCCUGGCACAAAUCACCACUGUCUAUUAGAACUGGAAUUUUGGCUGCCAACCUAGAGCAUCUCCAGUGUCCACACUUGACAUGUAUGGUUGGGCAGGGGGAGGGAGGAAGAGAAUGUGUGUCUCUAAAAUGCAUAGCUCACUGUCCUUCUGAAAAGGAUAACUUUUUAAAGAAUCUCUUCUCAUUUGCAUACAAGGUUUCACCUCUCUGUUACAAAGAACAGCACGUAGAAGAUAAUUAAAGUACACACUUAAGGCCAAUACAAACUAAUGACAAUUCCCCUGAGUAGAGACACUUCCAAACCCAGAAGUCUAGAUUUUAAUGCACGGAAUUUGACCUUACCAGUUCUUGACUGGGAUAGGUUUCUCCAUGUUGAAGCUGUGGAAUGUCAUCAGAUUCAAUUGGAGACUAUCUCUCAUAACUCACCAUAUGAGAGAUGUCAGAGGAGAAUUUUAAGGUUGUAUCAUUUUUUCUUUCUUUGGUUUCAAUUUCCACCUUUAUUCAGAUGAAGUUGCAAAUAAGUGAAACAGUUGGCAAUACAACCUUAACCGCUAACUUGAGUUUUCUGUGAAAUGCCAGUCAAGUAAAAGGAAUGACAGACAUCUACGUAAGCCCCAGUAGUAUUCAUGUAUUGUGAAUUAAAAUAAUAACCAUGAGAGAACUUUAAAUCAUAUUUCAAAAGAUACCUUCUUAAAAUAAUCACUAUUCAGAAUUUGAUGAACGUAAAAUUUUAGGGUUAUCUUCAGUCAUUCAUGUUCAAAUAAUUUUCUGUGACUAAACUUUGGUCAAAAUAGAAAAUGUGUUAUUUCCUAGGCUGGUAAAGGUAUUUAUUGUGGAUGGAAAGAAUCACGGAAUACAAAUAAUAUGAAACUCAAAAUUAUAUAAACCAAAUGCACUCUGUUUUCUCAGUUGACUCAAAAUAAUGCGUAGCCAAGGUAAGAUCAGCUGCACAUUAUACCUUCUCACAAUCCCAGGCAUCCUGAAGAAGCAACACCUCACUCCCAGUCUAGUCAGUGCCUUUAUAAUUUUUCUUGGAAUGACAUUAGCUUUUACACAACCUAUAGUAGCGAGCUUGUAAAACAAAGAAACCUCAAUUUAGUUUUUGUUGAUUUGGGGUGACUCCAAAAUGUUUGUGUUCAAAUUGCCAAUAAGACUCGUUUUCAUGAAGGGCCUUUCUAAAAUACACUUUCUAAGCCAUUUGCAUAUUUUCAAAGAGAAAAAUUAAGAACAAGGUGGAUAGUAACUUUCUUGACACUCAGUUGUGCCUUGGUUGAGAACUAUGGCUAUUAACUCACAGCUUCCAGGUCUAGAUCUUUGCUGGCUCUCUGAUAGUUAAUUGUCUCCAUUAUGAUAUUAUCAUUAGAUUCCCCUUAAGACAAACAAAAGAAAGCUAUAGGUUUCUAGGUCUAUUCAGUUAAAGCAAUUGAUUUUCAUAGUUUCAAGGAAUGACCAAUUCAACUCCUAUUUCGAAUUUGUGAUAUUGGAAACAUUUGUGAAAAAGGAGCAUGUUCUAAAGUCUUUGAAAGUUUCUUAACCAGUUUUUCUCUAAGUCAUUGUUCUAUAUAGUAAACACAGAAAUGGACAAAAUGAACUCCUAAAUGUAUAAUUUUGGAAUUUCAAUUUAAGAUAUAAUUUAUUUGGAAACAAAAUAUGUUGAUUUUUAAAUCCUCUCUUCCUUAGUAAUAGAACAUCUAUUAUGUUCUUCAGUGGUAUGCAGAUAGUAAUGUAAAACUUAAAGGGUCCACAUAAAUUACCUAGACAAUUUUAUAUUUACUACACUUUUUUGAAGUUACCUUUGUAAAGAAAAAAUACUUUUCCCAUUAAAGAAUACAUGUUAUCCUGGACUUCUUCUGGUGUCACUAAAAGGUCAUUGAUUUACAUCUGAACUGGGUCACUGAAAGUCAAUGACUAUCUGGUGGUCUAAAUAGAGUAAAAUAAUGGCAUCUUUACCAGUUUGAGAGUCAUCUGACCAAUUAUAACCCAAAAUUUAAAUCAAACCUACAACCUAUUAUUAGAAGAAAUAUUGAGAUUGGUCUGAGGUUACAACAUAAACAAAUGUGAUCUUAGAUAUUCUGUUUAAAUAUUUCAAAGACUAAAACAUUGAAGUUUAUGUUUUACGCUUCACCUGUGUAUAUAAGAAUGCCCUGCACCAAUUAUACAUAAGAUUUGGAGUGUAUUCCCAAUGUCUUCCCAAAUGAAAGACCUAUGAAAAACUAUUUUAUAAAAGGUGAUAUAUUUAGAAUGAGAAGGGCUUUAUGUAAGGAGGAACACAUUAUUCAUCCUGAGAAGAUGAAAAGUAAGACAUAAACUUUGAGUACAAGGUGAAAGCAGAGGUGAUAACUAUAAAAGAAUAUCUCGUCAAAGAAGAAGCCCAUGUCAAGCUUACUCCAUCAUGGAGAUAAAUGUCAGCCCUGUUUUUGCACAAAGAGCACACCUAAGAGGAAAAGGCACAAAGGUUUAGAGUGCCAAUAGAAAAAGACCACCUGCCACUUACCACAAAUGAAUAAAACAAAUAUAUAUCCCUAGCCCACAGGGCAACCAUGGCAAAGGACCCUCUGAUCCUCAUGACAUUGUCUUAAAGCAUUCCUUACAUCCCCAGUAAGAAUAAGAAACCAUUAAAACCAGCUAUAUCUACACCUAUAUAACUAGCACAAGCCUGCUGACAGGGCUUGGAGGGCAUCGAGCAGUUCCACAUUUGAUCCUUCUUUUUUCACAAAGAGGUGAAUAUCAAAUAUUUUAAACAGCAAGUUAAAGUAUGAAAGCAAAUAUAAUGUAAAAUUUGGUUCUGCUUUGGGAAAUCCAUUUUUGAGGCAUUUAUAAAUGGUUGAAAGGCUCAUUCUAAACUGGAAUGGAUUGCCCCAUCCUAUCAAUGCCCUGGAAUGAAUAUAAGGACAGCAGUGGUGGCUUUUAAUUCUAUGUUAAUUGGCUUGGGGUUCUUUGACCUUUAAUUAAACAAAAUAUGAAUAAAUUAACUUUCUUCCUAUGUACAACAGAGGCUUGAAAUGGUACAAGUUGGGAUAACAGUCUCAACAAGAUACUAUUUUUUUCACUAGCAAAUAAAUAUAAAAUAUGAUGUUGAAAUCUGCAUACACCAUUUUUGACUGAUAUUGAUCUCAUUACUUAUUUGUAACCUGUAAUAUUUCAUCUGUCUUUACUCAAAAGGAAGAAAAAACAUCAGGGAAAAAAAGGAGCUAUUUCUCACUGGGUAAACAGGUCAGACAUAAGCAAUUUACAAAUGUCUUGUAAGCUGGUCUCAGUAUUAAAAGAGGCUUCUUUAGCAGAAUCUCAGACAAAAAUUCUAGCCUUUACAACAUAGAAGAGUUUUAUGAAAAGGUCUGAUUGGAUCAGAUAUAAAGAGAAAAAUGUAUAUGGAUAGUUACAAUUAUAUUUUACAAAUUAAACAAAUGCAUUUUGUUUUGCUCUUUUGGUUUUAUGACUUAACUACACUUAAAAAUAUGCUGUUAGACGAGAUUGCACCACUGCACUCCAGCCUGGGUGACAGAGAGAGAUUCUAUCUCAAAAAAAAAAACAAAAUGCUGUUAGAACAUGGACACAAAGAAUGGCACAGUAGAUAUAGAUACCAGGGCUUACUUGAGGGUGAAGAGUGGGAGUAGCGUGUGGACUGAAAAGCUACCUAUUGGAUACUAUGCUCAUUCCCUGGGUGAUGAAAUAAUUUGUACACCAAACCCCCACAACACACAGUUUACCCAUGUAACAAGUCUAUGCCCUGGACCUAAAAUAAAAGUUGGAAAAGAAAAAAAUUUAGGGAUCAUUAGCAGACCAUUGCAAAAUCUUCUAGGAUUUUGCAGAUAAAGGGUAAGAUCCCUCAAAAAUCUUUUUCAUGUAGGAACCAUGUCAGUCUAUACAGCACAGUCCCAGAAGUUUGAGGGAUGGGCAGAAAUAUGUUCAUCCUCCUAUUUAGUGAGAGAAGCUUCCCUGCAACAGUUUGAGAAAUUCAGCAUGGCAGCCUUGAAGGCCCUGCUUGAUACUCAGAAUCUUCUGCGUGCACAAAUCACAAAUUUUACAUUCAACCUGGGAUUUUCAGGGAAAUUUUAUCAUACAGGAACUGAAGAGGAAGAUGAAGGGGAUGACUGUCUUUUGGGGUCUGUGGAUGAGUUCUGGUGGUUUCCUCACAUGUGGAGCCAUAUGCAGCCCCACCUCUUCCACAAUGAGUCAUCUUUGGUGGAGCAGAUGAUUCUCAACAAAAAAUUUGCCUUAGAGCAUGGCAUUCCUACGGACAUGGGCUACGCUGUGGCCCCUCACCAUUCCGGUGUCUACCCUGUACAUGUUCAGCUUUAUGAGGCCUGGAAGAAGGUCUGGAAUAUUAAAAUCACCAGCACUGAAGAAUAUCCACAUCUGAAACCAGCUAGAUACCGGAGGGGUUUUAUCCACAAAAACAUCAUGGUUCUCCCAAGACAAACCUGUGGGCUUUUCACUCACACUAUUUUCUACAAGGAAUAUCCAGGGGGUCCUAAAGAGCUGGAUAAAAGUAUCCAAGGAGGAGAACUUUUCUUCACUGUCAUCCUCAACCCUAUCAGCAUUUUCAUGACACAUUUGUCCAACUAUGGGAAUGACCGACUGGGAUUAUAUACAUUUGUUAAUCUGGCCAAUUUUGUGAAGAGCUGGACCAACCUGCGACUUCAGACCCUGCCUCCAGUACAACUGGCCCACAAGUAUUUUGAGCUGUUUCCUGAUCAGAAAGACCCUCUCUGGCAGAAUCCUUGCGAUGACAAACGCCACAGAGACAUUUGGUCUAAAGAAAAAACUUGUGAUCGCUUACCUAAAUUCUUGGUAAUAGGACCCCAGAAAACUGGUACCACUGCUUUGUAUUUGUUCCUGGUUAUGCAUCCUUCCAUCCUUAGUAACUCCCCCAGCCCAAAAACCUUUGAGGAGGUACAGUUCUUUAAUAGAAAUAACUACCACAGGGGGAUUGAUUGGUAUAUGGAUUUCUUCCCAGUCCCAUCUAAUGUCACCACUGACUUUUUGUUUGAGAAGAGUGCCAAUUACUUCCACUCAGAGGAAGCCCCUAAAAGAGCUGCUUCUCUGGUUCCCAAAGCCAAGAUCAUCACCAUUCUCAUUGACCCUUCAGACCGAGCUUACUCUUGGUACCAGCAUCAGCGAUCACAUGAAGACCCAGCAGCUCUGAAAUUUAGCUUCUACGAAGUGAUCUCAGCAGGGCCCCACGCACCCUCGGAGCUCAGAGCCUUGCAGAAGAGAUGUUUGGUCCCAGGGUGGUAUGCCAGCCACAUCGAGAGAUGGCUUGUUUAUUUCCCCCCAUGUCAGUUGCUAAUUAUUGAUGGGCAACAACUAAGAACUGAUCCUGCUACAGUGAUGGAUGAUGUACAGAAGUUUCUAGGAGUCUCGCCUCAUUACAAUUACUCUGAAGCUUUAACGUUUGAUUCCCAUAAAGGUUUCUGGUGUCAGUUACUGGAAGAAGGUAAAACAAAAUGCCUUGGAAAGAGCAAAGGAAGAAAAUACCCUCCAAUGGAUUCUGAUGACAUUUCUGUCAAGCUACUAUCGAGAUCACAAUGUGGAACUCUCAAAGCUGCUGCACAAACUGGGUCAGCCUCUGCCAUCCUGGCUGAGACAGGAGCUGCAGAAACUAAGAUAGCACUGAGAGAAAACGAGACUUCAUCUUCCAUGUAGAACACACCUUUUCCAAAGCUUCCAGAAGCUACCAAAAGGCAGUUGAAAAAUAUACCUCUUCAAAUGAGAAAAAAGAACAAAGUUUCUUCCAUGUGCUGGCAUGUGGAUGAUGAGAAAAAAGAAAGAGUAUGUGUUACAAGCCUUGAGGCCUAUGGCCUUUCUCUUAACCCAUAUCUGAGCCUGUGGGAUUAUUGUAGACUACUGUGCACUCGUGUGGAAGCCAAUUGCAACCAAUAUAAACAUCAAACACAAAUGCAGAACUGUUCCAUUUCAUAGUAAUAUUUACACUUUUAUAUGUCAACUAAGAUUGUCUCUGUAGAUUUCUAGACCACUGUUUGCCUGUACAACGUUUUCUUAUUCUUUGAUUCUAAAAAGUGUCCUACAAAACAAGCAGCAAAAUAAACAUCACAAUGUAGCAUAAAAUGUCAAAAGCAUAACACCCAUGAAAAAUGCUUGCCAAAAUUUCAAUCCACUGAAGUAUUUAGAAAUAAUUGUAAGUUAUGAUUUGUACUAGAUCAGAAAGUGGAAAAGUUAUAUAUGAGCUUUAUCUGCACCAAAAAAAAA